AUGCAGGAUCAGCUGGACGCGUACCGAGACGCGGUGGACGAGCAGACUCUGGAGAUCACGCAGCUGCACGCCAAGGUGGAGCAGCUGGAGCAGGAGAAGGUGAGUGUGGAGGCCAAGUUGAUCGAGAUGGACGAGCGGGAGAGCGACGUGGACGCGCUGAUGAACGAUGCCAAAGCCAAGUUUGAGAUGGAGAAGGCCGUGCUGCUUGCUGAGCUGGAUGAGAUGCGGCGCAAGUUGAAGCAGCAGCAAAUGCUGCAUGAACAACAGCAACAGCAAGUCCAGGACAGUAAGAAGGCGCUGCAAGAGGAAGAAGAGGAAGAUACAGUUCGUGGUGGUGCUAGUGCGCCCAUGGAAGAUCUGGAGAAGCAGCUUGAAAUGCUGCAAGAAUUGCGCAUCCGGGACAAGAGCACCAUUCUGGAGCUGAAUCAGCGCAUCCUCCAGCAGCAGAGUGACCUGGAAAGUCUUGCAGAGCAUUUAAAUGUCGACGCAGUGGUGGAGAGCGCUGUUCAGAGCGCACUGCAGAAGCAGAAAUCAAAGCUGGAAGGUUUCGAGCAAGAAAACACAACCCUGAAGCGGCGUCUGAAGGAACAGCGUGAGCUCGUGCAGGACUUGGAGCUUCGACAGGGUAUCGUUGAGAAGCAGCUUGUUGAGGCGGAGGAAUGGAAUGCCAGAUACGAACAGCAGGCUGGGUUGGAGGACGUUGUAAAGUAUCAGAAGAAAUUGCGUGCACAGCUUGAGCAGCAGCAGCAAAUGAACAUCAAGCUGCGUCAAGAACUCAAUGAGCAAGUGGACGCAGCUGGUAAGCUGCAUGUGGCGUUCGAGCGCUUGAAGGCCGAAGUGGGCAAACCUGCCACAUUCGAGUACGAUGAUCUUGCGAUUGCAGAUCACUUAAAGGGUCAGCUAGCGAUUAACGAAGCAGUCAUGAAGCAGAUGGAAACCCAGAUUCAUGAGCUGGAGGCGGAAAGACUGCGGUUUCUGCAGAAACUAAGAGACCAAGCGCGCCUCACUGGCCACAAGCUCUACGAGCAGCAUGGGCUGACUACAGAACAGUGGAGUGCCGUUGAAGAGUUUAUUGAUCGCGUAAAACACACACCUGAGGUGGCCAAACGUCUUCUGCAGACUGAAUCUGACGUCGAUGUUAUCGAGGAACUCGAACGAAAACUUGACAUCAGGAGCGAAGAAAACGCGCUACUACUGAAAGACAUCGAACAACUCCACAAUGAAUUAGAGAUUGCGCAAGGUGAACUGCUGCGGGCCCUUGAAUCGGUCAAGGCGAAGUCUCAACGGCAAGAAGGAGUAAUCUACCACCUGCGAGCUGAAAUCGCGUCGUUGCGAAAGGAACGCGAGCAAAAGAGUAGCAAGAAGGACGCCCCCGCAGCACGAACUGAACAACUCGCAACAGAACCAAAGCAAUCAUCCUCGCCUGUUAGUCCGGAUUGCAAACCUCGUGAUGUGUGGACUGAUCAUGCUGAUAAUAUUGCGCUGGUUGUCGCGAAAGCCAUCGAAGCGCAGUUUGCCAUUCUUCAAGCUCAGAGGGGUUCGUUAUUGCCUUCUACGACGCCGGAUGCUCCAGUUAAAACUAUCGUUCGAGACGAAACGUCUCCACGCUCGCCACUACCUCGUGCGACGGUCGAUAAUAUCGCUUUUGAGAGCGAGGACGAAAUGGUCCAGCAGAUUGACUUUCUGCGGGAGUUAAACUUGUGCCUAGACGAGUUAGUGGCAACGGAGGCACGUAAUGAAGAACUUCAGCAGCAACUACGUCAGCAUGAAGAGGUAUUCCAGUCUCUUAUGGACCAGCACACGAUUUUGUACCAGCAUUUCUUCCAGAUGCAUACGCAAUACGCCAACGCGGAGAUCAAGCUCCGUAACGAACUGGAAGAGAAGGCACAAGAAAACAAGGACUUCAAGAUCAAGUGCCAACGGUAUGAAGCUGGCUUGCAUCUGCUCGGAGUUCAAAAUGAGCAGAGUGGAACAAUGUCAAGUGACGCACUUAUCAGUGGGAACGAAGCACAAUUGCGAUCGGAAGUAAUUGAGCUGACCCGAAAGAUUGCAGCUUAUGAAGUGAACGAAGCGCGACUCAAACGGAAGUACCAGCAGCUUCAUAACGAAUGGCGCAGCAGUACAGAUCACAACAAAUUGCUACAGCGCGAGUGGAGUGAGAUGGAAAAGACGCUGAAGUAUCGGGUUCUGUACCUGGAGACGUGGAAGCAAGGGGCUGACGAGAUGAUUGAACGCAUGGAGAAAACGCUUGAAAAGAGUGUUUUGCGCGAAUUUGCCGACAAACAGCAGCGUGCAAUGACCGGUGUCCUGAAGAAGUACAACGCACUCAGUGAGACCUAUGCAGAGAUGCAUGCGAGGUAUCUAGAGAUGUACGAUUUGCCAGCACAGCUGAGCCGAACUCAGCACAGCCUCAUGGUGUUGCAAGCGGAGAAAAGUGCAAGAAGUGGUGCUGGGAGUAGCGAAGGCGGCGAUCCAGUAGUCCUUCAGGAUCGUAUAGGUCAGCUGGAAAACGAGUUGCGCGUGCAAAUCGAUCGCAACACGCUUUUGUACGAGAGAAUCAACGAGGUCGAGCAGCUCUAUGAAAGCCUCGCGCUGGAGUGUGCUAAGUAUAAGGACAUUGCCUCGCUAGCAGCAUCUCAAGCGAAUGUGCUGACGAAGCGAGCUGCUCAAAAUCAAGGCAAUCGAGAGCAGCAAGAGGAACAGCUGCGCGACUUGAUGGCGUCCUCGGAAGAUCACGCCAUUGUAGGAGAACUUCAACACCAGCUGAUGCAGAUUAAGACAACUUACCAGCAGUUCCUGGUGCAGUACGACCUAGUAACCGAAGCACAGCAGCAGCCACUGUUGAAGAAUCAACGACUUGAGCUCGAGAUGGAGAAAAAAGCUCAAGAGUUGUCGGCUAUUCGCGAAAGAACAAGUGAUAGAGCUCAAGUUCUGGAGAACGCAAUAGCGCAAGUGAAGGAGCGUGACUGGACGGCGCGGAACACGAAAUGGGAAGCUUUCCGGAAGCGCUUGGAUGCCCUGGAGGAUGAAAUAUUAGUCGAGCAGCAGCGCCGUAAGCAGCUGGAGAAAGAUUUGGAGGACAAACAAGCACAGCUGCCUUUGCUUGAAUUGAAACAGCAACGGGGUAACCAAAGUGAAGUUGGGCGUCUGAAAAGCCGUGUAGACGCCCUUGAAACUCGAGAACGAUUGCUCAUGGGGCAGCUUGAAGCUGCGAUGAAGGCGACAGGGUCCAAAGAGAAGGAAAUCCGGCUGCAGACAGAGCUGAGUGAGACAAAGACACUGAAUGAAGACCUCAUGCGUCAAGUAGAGACUGUUCAAGCUCGCGUCUCGGAAUUGCUACGGCUAAAUGGUGAGCUGGAAUCUGAGAAACGUGAGCUUCGUUGCAAGUACGAAGAUCUGGAGCUGGACUUGCAGUACGCUCGGUCCGGGCUCACAGGCGGAGAAAAGAGAGUGUCCGAUAACCAGCGAGAAUCGGAGCGCGGAAGCCAUUCCCCGUUGAUGCGGCAGAAGGUCGGAUUGUAUGAAAAGGAUCAGGCGGAGUUGCAGCAGGCCGCUCAGGCGACUAUCGCAAGCCUAAAGCAACUCGUCGAGGAGAAGAAUACGCUGAUCAACGAAUAUCAGCGAAAGCUUGCAGUUGUACGAGCGUCGAGUGCCCAGGACAAGGCGCAGGAUCGACUGGAAACUACCCAACUGAACAAAAAGCUCUAUGAAGAGAACCAACGCAUGAUUGGACAGCUGAAGGAGGCCAUGAGUACUAUCAGCAGUAUGGAGAGAUCGGGCAAGAGUAAGCAGGCUCUGCAAGCUGCACAAGAGCGGCAUGAUCAUGUGCUGCAGGAGUGGAAGCAAGCCGAGGUGGCAUUGGAGGGUGCUAAGCAGUCUAUUCGCGAGCUUCAGAUGGAGCGAGAAGUGCUGCGGAACGAGAGGGACCUCGCUGAGGCUCGUGCGGGCGAGGCGCUGGAAGAGAUCGUGCUGCUGAAAGAAAAGGUCGUAGAGUGCGAGAAGCACAGCCAGAAGUUGGAGCACCAGCUCACUUUCGUCAAGCGCGAUAUCGCGAAGAAGGAGGAGAAACUGAAGCUGUUGCGUGACGCAAUCAUUAAGCUGAAGGAAGAGUUCCUCAAGGCUGAAGAUCGCCACGCAAUCGAGAUUGCCAAGGCUCAGCAUGCGAUGAAUCAAGAUUUCAGUGCCCGGAAGCGGAAAGAGAAGGAGCGGCGCGAGGAGGAAGAAGACGAGUGGCGUGAGGAGAAGACGCGACUGCAGAGCCAGGUGCAAGUGCUUCAGGAAAAGCUGGCUUUACUGAAGAAAAAGCAUGACCAGCAGCAGCGCCGCAAGAAGAAACUAGAAAACGAGGAGAAGGAAGAGAAAGAGAGUACUUCCGAGGCUGAUCUCCACAUUUUGAAGGAGGAAGUCGAGCGUUUGAAGCGUCUGCUGAAGGACAAGGUGGUGAGUGAAGCGCGAGCUGUGGAAGAGCUGGAGAAGAAGAUCAAGCUUCUGCAGGCCCAGAAUCUUGCGUUGCGCGAGGCAGCCACUCACGCAGCACCGGCGCCACCAACUACAGCUGAUGAGAAGAGCACACGCGAGAAACUGGACGGGGAACGGAAGCUUCAGCGUCGUGUGGACAUUCUGAUGCUGCGCCUCAAAGAGAAGCAGGCGGAUGUGACCAGUAAAGACAGCGAGCUCGAGCGUUGCAACGAGCGGAUAUCGAAGAUGGAGUCGGAGUUGCAGUCGCAGCAGGCGAGAUUCGAGAAGGAGCGUUUAACGCAGGCAAGUGCUGUGCCUACUGUUGCAGCUAUGCCAAUCAAGCAACAACUCGAGGAGCUAGAGCGUCAAAACGCCUUCCUUCAGGAGACACUGGCGCUGAAACGCAAGGAAUGGGAGGAGUCUUUCACAACGCAGAUGGAGAAGUACGAGGCUCAGUUGCAGCGCCUUCGUCGGCGACUUGUACAGCACGGAAUAUCCUCACACGACGAUGACAGUAAUGAUGACGACACCGGAGACACAAAAGGACAAGGGCCUAACUCGCGGCUGCAACGCGAAGAGCAGCGUUUCCUCGUUGGGCAGGAAGUUCGAGAGGAGCUCCUUGCUCUUGGUGACGAGUUGCGUAGUAAGGAACAGGAAAUGGUGGUGAAAGACACGAAGCUGCUCGAGCUUGAGCUGGAGGUCGAAAGUCUGCGUCUUGAAUACAAGCGGCUUCAGCGGAAGAAUCAACACAGUGGUGGGUCUACGGGUAACGACGACACGCCGAAACAGCGUCGUGCUGCAAAGGGUGGCCGGGGGUCUUCAUGGGCGACACAAGAGCGCCUGGAGCUCGAGGAGGUGAUCGAGAACAUGAAGAAAGUGAUCGAAAAGUUGCGUGCAGAGAACGAAAAGCUCAAGAAGGCAGCGGCAAAGCAGGCUCUUGUGUCUCCCGAGCGAGUGGAUGCAAUGCGACGCAAGCUGAAAGAGCAGAAGGAAGCACGAGAGCGGCUCGAGGCUCAGCUGGAGAAGUUGCAGCAUGAAAACGGUGAGCUGAAGGACAAGCUGAAGCUGCAGCAAAAGCUUCGUGCCAAAACCGCUUCAUCGAGCUCUACCAAGAACGAAAGCAACGCCCUCGAGCUUCAGGUUCAAGAGAAGGAUCGGCAAUUGCUCAAGGGUGAGCAAGAGCUCGCCGAACUGCGGCAUCAGGUGCUGCAACUUGAGCUGCAGCUUGAACGUAGCGCCAAUGACGCCAACGAUGAAGAGGAUGAGCAGAUCAAGCAUGAGCAAGAAGAACGCAUCAAAGACCUGCAAGCCCAAGUGCUUGAACUGGAAGACGAAAACACGAAGCUAACCAAUGAAUUAGCGGCGUUUGACGAAGACUUCUUCGAGGAAAUCGAAGACCUCAAGUACAAAUACGCGCAGGCUGUACGCGAUAAGCGCCAGCUGGAGAAACUCCUUGCUGGAGGCGCGUCGCCCGCGUCCACGUCUUCACGCCGCAGUAAGAGAAGCUAG
Messenger RNA from Phytophthora sojae, 5967 nucleotides. RefSeq lists its product as hypothetical. The record is from RefSeq and is a predicted model, not a curated record. The transcript has 6 exons. Lineage: Eukaryota; Oomycota; Peronosporomycetes; Peronosporales; Peronosporaceae. The coding region runs from base 1 to 5967 and encodes 1988 amino acids.